AUGGAACGAAGGUUGCUAGAAGCAACCCAGAAGGGCUAUAUCAAAGAGCUAAAUGACUUGAUCAGAAGCAAUGGGCUCGUCCUCGAGGAGAUGGCUCUUGAAGGAGCCAGUCACACCUCGUUGCACGUAGCUAGUGUGGCUGGCCAUUUGGAUUUUGUCCGAGAGCUCCUGAAGUUGAUGCCAGAGUUUGUGGAAAAAGUGAACGCAUAUGGUUUAGGUCUGUUGCACAUCGCGGUAGUUCGAGGUGAUGUUGAGAUUGCAAGGGAGCUCCUGAGAGUGGGUCAACACCUAUGCUCUGUGAAGGGACGAGAGAGAAUAAACCCUUUGCAUUGUGCCGUCAUAAAUGGGGAGCUCGAUGUCAUGAAGGUGCAGCUCUCCGCUUCAUCUGAGUCUGUCAAAGAGAUAACUGUUAGGGAGGAGACUAUGCUUCACCUCGCUAUGAAGAACAAUAGGUUUGAUGCGGUCAUUUUGUUGGUGGAGCAUCUGAAGCAGCACAAGGAGUAUGUCAAAAUCGGUAGGACCACAAAGGUUGAGCUUGAGUCGGCUGCUGCUCCACAAUUGGAAGUGUCGUGGAUUGAUUUUGAGCCUACGAGUGUUGAGGUGUUGCUUCUCCAAUCGAUUGAUUACCGGUGGCAGAGGCGCUAUCUUGCAGGGAGGCCAUGGAAAGAGUUGCAGGUGGUCGACUUCCUACUUCGUGAGCAUGUUGUGGAGCCCGAGGUUGUGGAUGUGAACGCCUUGAACAGUAGUGGCUUAACGCCUCUAGAUGUCUAUGCUCUGUCGCAAAGGGGAGCAGGAGACAGAGAGAUCAGAGAAAUUCUUGCACGAGCUGGAGGAAGGUCAAACUCGCCCGCUUCAAGACUAGUCUUAGUGGACGACAACGAUGUCGAGGGAGGUAACAGUCAUCUAUCACAUGAGGAACCAGUCCUAAAUGCUCCUCAAUCAUUAUCCUGUUCGACGCCAAAAAUUUCAAACAAAGAUGGUGGAGAGUCGCGGGGCAAGAUUGAGGCCUUAUUAAUUGUUGCUGCGCUCAUCACCAACGUGACCUAUCAAUCAGUGCUAUAG
Eucalyptus grandis is the source of this 1062-nucleotide messenger RNA. Its product is annotated as serine/threonine-protein kinase TNNI3K-like. The transcript has 3 exons. Gene Ontology annotation, molecular function: protein binding. The coding region runs from base 1 to 1062 and encodes 353 amino acids. NCBI's taxonomy places the organism in Eukaryota, Viridiplantae, Streptophyta, Magnoliopsida, Myrtales, Myrtaceae. The record is from RefSeq and is a predicted model, not a curated record.